This is a messenger RNA of Aureobasidium subglaciale EXF-2481, 1009 nucleotides long. RefSeq lists its product as uncharacterized. Bases 106 to 717 code for a protein of 203 amino acids. The transcript has a single exon. The record is from RefSeq and is a predicted model, not a curated record. Lineage: Eukaryota; Fungi; Ascomycota; Dothideomycetes; Dothideales; Saccotheciaceae.
CAAUUAUACGUCACAUCAUGUGAAGACCUGCGAAUCCUACAAGAAGUAGUUCGCUACCGGCUUCCUACUCUCUGUCAUGGCGUGAUUGGUUGGUACCUGCUUGACAUGAAGGUCCAAGUGCGGCAGUGUACCGGAGUUGACAUGUUUGAACGCCCGGUUAUCCACAUGGCAGCCGUCAAACGUCGCUGCACCGCGAAUCCUGAUCUUCAUUUGGAGAGCAUCUUCAUCCAUCUGCAAGAUGAGUCUAGGCGACUGAACAUGGCAUGCACUCAGUCAUUGAAACUACUACAUCAUGAGCAGCUGUAUCUAGUCCAGUAUCGAUUGACUGAGCAGGCUCACAACCAGGACUGCCUCUUCUGGAAUGUCUUUGACUCAAACAGCAGUGAUAUUAGUUCCGUAGGGUCUGAGAGAUGCUUCCAACCUCACUCGCUUGAUCAUCUCUUCAAGGGCGACGGGAAGCAGGCGUUGCUCGGAUGCUUCCCGUCUCUAAUAUCCUCCACACACUCAAACGGCAUGUGUAUCUCUUGCUCUGAUGACGGCCCGGGAGCAUCAGGGCAGGGUUUUGAAAUCAACGCUCAUUUAUACAUGGUCGGCCGCCUUGGUGGCCAUGUCUUACAUACUCCUACUUUGAGUCAGCGACCCUCUCACCAUCCUCGGUGUAUCAUUGUGUUCAAUUUUGUUGCAGUUGCCCGUCCAGUGGUAAUAAUAUCGUGUUGAAGACUUUUGGUCCUAUUGUAGACGUUCAUGUACACAAGGCGAGUUACCUUUGAACAACGGCGUGGUCUCAUACCUGACGACGGACAGAUCUCUUAUCAGACCCUCGCUUUGCAACGCUCUGGGAACAUAUUCAUCGUGAUCUUCUUUACCCCGAUAUCAAUCACGUUGUCGAGCUUCCGGAACAUUCACUGCCGAGUGCUCGCCCCACCAACCUGAUAAUAACCACUGCACUGCUGCAGGGCUGCAAGUAGCUGCACGAAUCCGUGACGACAUCUGUGGCUACGACACGGUC